This is a messenger RNA of Notolabrus celidotus (New Zealand spotty), 2562 nucleotides long. RefSeq names its product cell cycle control protein 50A-like. The transcript is spliced from 7 exons. Gene Ontology annotation, cellular component: Golgi apparatus; endoplasmic reticulum; plasma membrane. Gene Ontology annotation, biological process: phospholipid translocation. The record is from RefSeq and is a predicted model, not a curated record. NCBI's taxonomy places the organism in Eukaryota, Metazoa, Chordata, Actinopteri, Labriformes, Labridae. Bases 315 to 1418 code for a protein of 367 amino acids.
UGACGUCACGGUGCGUGUGAGCACUUGUUUGUAAACUUCCUGGAGACGCAGCAGCCUCUGCAGACUCGAGCUAGUCCUCUGGCUCUGAAGUCAUGGAUCAACAUGUUAAAUAGAAACAGAGACCAGGUCUCAGUAAUGAACUUUAAUUAGUCUUUAUUAGUCUGCUGUGCGCGCGCAGUGUUUAUAUCAGGGUUAAAUCAGACGCGUCCACUGCGCAGACUCAGUGAGGAGCUGAAAGACUAGCCCUAACUUUGAUCAGUAACAGAUUAUUAUAAUAAUAACUAUAAUAAUCAUAUUUAAUAAUCAUCAUCAUCAUGAUGGCGACCAGCUACAGCGCCAAGGACGAGGACGGGCAGAUCACCGUGUCCGGAGGAGGGGGGGGGAGUCUCCGCAGCAGGAAGCCGGAGAACACCGCCUUCAAGCAGCAGAGACUCCCGGCCUGGCAGCCCAUCCUCACCGCGGGGACCGUGCUGCCGGCCUUCUUCAUCAUCGGACUCAUCUUCAUCCCCAUCGGCAUCGGACUCUACGUCACCUCCAACAACAUCAAGGAGUUUGAGAUCGAUUACACCGGCGUGGACACGUCCAGCCCCUGCUUCAACUGCUCCCAGAGCUUCAGCUGGAACAGCAGCCGGCCCUGUACCUGCACCAUCCCCUUCUACCUCGAGCAGCCGUACGAGGGAAACGUCUACAUGUACUACGGCCUCUCAAACUUCUACCAGAACCACCGCCGCUACGUCAAAUCCAGAGACGACAGUCAGCUUCACGGAGACAUGGACUCCCUGCUGGAACCCAGUAAGGAGUGUGAGCCGUACGCCAAGCACGACAACAAACCCAUCGCCCCCUGUGGAGCCAUCGCCAACAGCAUGUUCAACGACACUCUGGAGCUUUUUUUCAAUGAUCCAAACGGCACGAAGGUUCAGAUCCCUCUGGCCAACACCGGCAUCGCCUGGUUCACCGACAAGUACGUGAAGUUCAAGAACCCCGGAGGAGACAACGCAAACCUCACCGCUGUCUUCCAAGGGACAACGAAGCCGGUGAACUGGCGUAAACCCGUGUACGAGCUGGAUAAAAACACGUCCAACAACGGCUUCAUCAACGAGGACUUCAUCGUGUGGAUGAGAACGGCCGCCCUGCCGACUUUCCGUAAACUCUACCGCACCAUCAAAGACUCCAAGAUGGUUCCUACUCUGCCCCGAGGGAACUACACACUGGAGGUCGUCUACAACUAUCCGGUCAGGAGCUUCGAGGGCAGGAAGCGGAUGAUCCUGAGCACCAUCUCCUGGAUGGGAGGGAAGAACCCGUUCCUGGGCAUCGCCUACCUCACCGUGGGCUCGGUCUGUUUCUUCCUGGGCGUCGUCCUCCUCGUCGUCCACCACAAGUGUGGAAAUCGAAACAACAGCGCUGACAUUUCUAACUGAGACGCCCUGAGGAGGCUGCACUCCAGCUCGCCUCUGCUGCAGGAGACGGCGACACCAAGGCCAGACCUGGAGAUAAAUUUAAACAUAUAGAGUCCUCGUUGGUUCUUCAGAGAGUUUAAGGAGUGUUAGGAGUUUUAAGAGUUCGGCGGUGGCUGAGUAUUUUGCCAAAGUGAAAAGAAUUUCCUCCCAUGUGUCAAAUGAUCGACUGCCUUCAGAUCAUAAAGUUCAAAUAGAUCAUCAAACGACAGAUCUUUUACAAAGUCGUGUUAUUACGAUCUUUCAUAAAGUCGUGUUAUUACGAUCUUUAAACGUGUUGCAGGUUGCAGCGGAGGUGAGCUGGAGUGUUGCUGAGCUGCAUGCUGGGAAGCAGAGAUGUGAUUAUGGAGCUGCCGGCUCGUCUUUGUGCCUCGUUCUGUCUGCAACAUCUGCCAACUGUCAAACUAAAACCAAGCUUUCACUGUGACGUACUGCUGUGGGGGGGGGGGGGGGGGGGGGGGGCUGUUCUAUGAAAGCUUUAUUUUUUUUAUAUUUAUUUCAGAGUUUUAAAGAAUCUGUUUGUGGAGCGUCAGUAAAUUUCACGUCAGAGCUCAGGGAGUCCAAAGAGGGUUCAAAGGUUUCUGUCUCGGUCUGCGUGUUUGAAUCCAAAGCAGAGAAAUGAGAGUGAACACAGUGUUAGUGUUGUUGUUUCGUUUGUUGUCGUUUACAUGCAAAAAUACAAGAUAAACAACACAGCAUGAUAAAACAGUUUGACCAAAUACAUGUGAGUAAACGUUUGUCUCUUACACUGCUUACUGCACACACUGCACACAUAUCACAAACUGCACACACUGCACACACUGCACACACUGAACACACUGCACACUGUUACACUGCACACACUGUGACACUGUUACACUGCACACACUGUUACACACUGACACUGUGACACUGACACACAUCCUGCCAUCAACAGCUGAGAUUUCACGAGUUACAGUGUUGUAAAAUAAGUGCAUGUUACCUGUGCUGUUUAAAAAUGUGUUUUAUUUUAAGACAUUUCAAUGAGCUGUGUUGUUUGACUGUAAAUCUACAAAGCACUGGACUUCACAUUUCUUUUGAUACUUCAUCUGUGUUUCUGCUUUAAAGAAUAAAUUUGUCAUUUAAAAAC